CUCAGCUAAUCAAGAGCAACGAGCCAGGCACCUCCAGCUGCAUUACUUGUUCUUGUCUGUACAAUGGCGAACGCCGCCCUGCUUGUCCUCAUCACCGUGCUGGCCACUACCAGCGGCAUCGCUUCAGCCACGGUGGGCAGCCGCGGAACCCAACGACCGUCGGCAAGGAGGAGCCGAUUUCUGCUUGUUGUCCACCCACCUCUACCGGCGCACGAGUGCUCGAAGAAGUCGGCUGAAGCAUGCGUCGCAACGAGGACGACGUGCUGCAGCGGCCAAUGUGUGGACACCGCCGCCGGCGCCCAGCACUGCGGCGGCUGCAACAAGGCGUGCAAGCACGGCCGGACGUGCUGCAGCGGGAGCUGCGUAGAUCUGCUCUCCGACAAAAGAAACUGUGGCACCUGCUCUAAGAAGUGCAACAAGUGUAGCUACGGCUUCUGUGACUACGCACAGUAAUUAAUCGAGCA
Hordeum vulgare subsp. vulgare (domesticated barley) is the source of this 464-nucleotide messenger RNA. Its product is annotated as protein STIG1-like. NCBI's taxonomy places the organism in Eukaryota, Viridiplantae, Streptophyta, Magnoliopsida, Poales, Poaceae. The record is from RefSeq and is a predicted model, not a curated record. The coding region runs from base 64 to 453 and encodes 129 amino acids. The transcript has a single exon.